Leptomonas pyrrhocoris is the source of this 1177-nucleotide messenger RNA. RefSeq lists its product as hypothetical. Gene Ontology annotation, molecular function: protein binding. The coding region runs from base 89 to 1177 and encodes 362 amino acids. The record is from RefSeq and is a predicted model, not a curated record. The transcript has a single exon. Lineage: Eukaryota; Euglenozoa; Kinetoplastea; Trypanosomatida; Trypanosomatidae.
GAAACCACCGAAAGCGAAGGCCCUUCUUUAAUUAUCGUAGCUGCUUCUGCGAGUCAAGCCACGCACGCAAACACACACAUCCCGCGCAAUGUUUGCAAAGCGCGUCCUUAUCUCGUCCAUGCGCCGGCCCGCGGCGGGAGUGCUUGGAUGCACCACUCUGAUGACACAAACACCGCUGUCCGUGGCGUCUCUCACGGUCUCCUCUUCCCACCUGCACUUCGCACGACGCCACUGCAGCGGCAACGUCAACAAAACGGACAGCGGCAGCAGCACCGGUCCAGACGUCGCCACAUACGCCGCAGCGCCGUCCGCAGCGCCGGCGUCCGCUGUGAAUGUGGAGGCGUUUACACUGAACGACGACGUGGUGCAGCGUGAUUUGGCGAACAUGGCGAAGUGGAACGCGCUGUCGGCCGAGGUGGACGCGGCUCGUGCUGCGGGCAGCUACAAGGUUCUCCUCGAGCACGUCGAGACGGGUCUGCAGAUGCUAGAGGAGAUUGGCGCUGCGAACGCGCCCAUCCAGUGUGAAUGCCUUCUCUGCAUGGAGGCCUCGCAGGCGCACUACAAUCUGCAGCAGUACGACGACGCCCUGCGCUGCGCGGAGCGGGCCCGCAGCUCGCUGCUGCAGGGCGUAAAACCCGAGCUGCAGGACAAGGCGCAGGUGGCAGAGAUUGAGGUGUUCAUUGGCUUUACACUGUGCAAGCAAGGUGAAGGGGCGGAGGCAGAGGAGCUGCUGCAGAAGGUGCUGAAGUGGAUUGACGUGGACGCGAAGUCCGCCAUGCCGAUGCAGGCCGUCGCCGCGGUGAACCUCCGUCGCUCGGUCCUCACCGGCAUUGGUCAGAGCAUCACGCUACAGGGCAGUGCACUGGCCGCGAAGGGCGAGACGGCGGAGGCGAAGGAGCGCUUUGCGAAGGCGCUGGACAUCCUGAUCGAGGGAUUAAACCUGCACAUCGAUGAGAGCGACUUCAAUCUGGUCAAGUCGACGCUGCAGUCGAUCCUAACGUGCUUUGAGGGCAUCGGCGAUGUGGCGCAGGCCGUGACGACGUGCCGCAAGUACGUCAGCUGGUGCCGCAGACACGACGACGCGGCUGGCGUGGCGGAGGGCGAGGCGAUGAUGGCGGACCUCUGCGCCCGGCACAUGGUGGAGAACCCACUCGCACCGGAAACGAAGGAGGGGUAA